Silurus meridionalis is the source of this 2341-nucleotide messenger RNA. RefSeq names its product solute carrier family 25 member 55a (gene slc25a55a). Gene Ontology annotation, biological process: L-glutamate transmembrane transport; malate-aspartate shuttle; aspartate transmembrane transport. The coding region runs from base 197 to 1192 and encodes 331 amino acids. Gene Ontology annotation, molecular function: L-glutamate transmembrane transporter activity; L-aspartate transmembrane transporter activity. Lineage: Eukaryota; Metazoa; Chordata; Actinopteri; Siluriformes; Siluridae. The transcript has 10 exons. The record is from RefSeq and is a predicted model, not a curated record.
AAGCCAGUGGAAUUUUCCAGCAACUCAUUCAUUCAAAUUCCGUUUUGAGGACCGGUACAGAAGCGCGCCUUUUAGUAUUUCCCAAUCAUUUUUGGUGUUUUCGAAUCGAUUAAAGUGAUCCGCAACGUAUCUAUCGUCCAUCAUAUUACAUUUCAAUAACACUUCCAUUAAUUAUCCACAUUUCCGAAGCUUCAACAUGUCUGAGCAGCAAAUCAACCUCCCAGCCAAGCUCAUCAAUGGUGGUAUUGCUGGUCUUGUUGGUGUCACUUGUGUGUUCCCCAUUGACCUGGCUAAAACAAGACUCCAGAACCAGAGACAAGGUCAACAGGUCUACAGGAACAUGAUGGAUUGUCUAGCAAAAACUGUACGAUCAGAGGGGUACUUUGGCAUGUACAGAGGUGCUGCAGUAAAUCUUGCUCUUGUCACACCUGAAAAGGCCAUCAAGCUGGCAGCCAAUGACUUCUUUCGUCACCAUCUUUCCAAGAAUGGGAAGGGGCUGUCAGUGUUUAAAGAGAUGCUAGCAGGUUGUGCUGCAGGCAUGUCCCAAGUAAUCAUUACUACUCCUAUGGAGAUGCUUAAAAUUCAGCUACAAGACGCUGGAAGAUUAGCUGCUCAGCAGAGAAUGCCGUAUAUCCUGAAUUCCAAUAAGCUUAUUCAAACAAACACUUUGCUGAGCCGCUCUUAUAACGUAGUGCCAAGCUCUGCUGCCCAAACCAUCUCUGCAACACAGAUUGCCAAAGAGCUUCUACAUAAAGAGGGCAUUCAAGGUCUAUACAAAGGCUUAGGGGCAACACUGAUGAGAGAUGUGCCCUUCUCCAUCGUCUACUUCCCUCUUUUUGCUAACCUUAAUCGUUUGGGUAAGCGUUCUGAAGAUGGUGUGGUGCCAUUCUACUGGUCGUUCAUGGCUGGCUGUGCAGCUGGUUCAACUGCUGCAGUGGCUGUUAACCCAUGUGAUGUGAUAAAAACAAGGCUUCAGUCUUUGAACAAAGGUGCUAAUGAGGAGACGUACAACGGAAUUCUCGACUGUGUGAGCAAAAUCAUGAAAAAAGAAGGACCAUCUGCUUUCCUAAAGGGGGCGAGCUGCAGGGCGCUCGUCAUUGCACCUCUUUUUGGCAUUGCUCAAGUUAUGUAUUUCGUUGGAGCUGGUGAAUUUAUUCUUGGCCAAAGGCCAUUUAACCUCCUGUCUCCCUAAAUCUCCAGAACAGCCUCCAUUGAAUCUAUGCUGGGGACCUGAUACACACACAAGCAUAAAUAUACUCAGAUCUGGAGUCAGAUCAGCAGUUUUUGUCAUAGUUUGUUUCCUGAUCUGGUUUCCGGCCUUACUGCACUUCCUGUCUGGUUUGCACACAGUUUGUGUUUCUGUGACAAACGUCUUUGCACUUUUUGGAAAGAGCUUUUGCAAGAGGUGUGAAUGCAUGAUGGUGCUCUACAUCCUUCUAGAAGGAUCUAUAGGUGUUUCCCCUCAAUGAGGGAGGACUGUGUCACUAUGGAGGCACGUAUCAAAAUGACUACUUCCUUUUUGUGCCGUGUCUCUAGUCAGUCAUCUAUUUGUGUUUUCCUGGAUUACUUACUGUGUCAUUGUAUUAAUGUAGUCCACUAUUUAACAUAUUGUUUUAAAUAGUAGUUACAGCAGUUUGGGUUUUUUUCCAUUCCUAAGUUUUCACUCUUAGAUUGUGGGCAAAAGGAUUUUGUGGCACUAACCAUUGACACCCCUAAGUGGAUGUCUAGUUGUGUGGACCAGUUAAAUCUAAACGUGCCGUUGAAAACCCAUUGUCUAUAAACAAGGCACAUACCAUUAUUGAGAUUUUUAACUGUUUCUGAUACAGUGAAUAACUGUACCUAAAGCAAAACAUUCUCUUUCCAUUAUUCCUUUAGUGUGAUUUUUUUUUUCCCUCUACAAGACUGGUGGUUUCCUUAUUAAUAUGCACCAGACAAUUUCAAAUGGUAAUAAUCUACCAUAAUGUGGUGUAAAAGAAACCACUUCCAUUUGGUUCCUAGAGGAGAAUAUCCAUAGUUUGGUUUCAUUCCAGUAAUGUGGAAGUGCUGCUUCUGAGUAAAACAAUUACUGAAUGAAUGGAAUAUGUAACUGCAUUAUUAAGUAAACAUUUUAUUUGUUUAUCAUGUCAGAACUGUGAAGGUCCUAGAUAAAGUUUUAUGCAUAAUACUUCAAUGGCCCUUAUGGCUAGGUAUGUUGAUGUAAACUGCAGUCAGCUUAAACAAGGCUAUGAAUCAUCAUGAGUCAGUGUUUAACUGUUUUUGAAGACUAUCAUAAGGUGUUACAAUAUCAUUUUGUACUGUUAUUUGCAAAAAACGAAAUAAACCUGAACAUGUAGCUACAAAA